Molecule: messenger RNA, 17277 nt
Organism: Bacillus rossius redtenbacheri
Lineage: Eukaryota; Metazoa; Arthropoda; Insecta; Phasmatodea; Bacillidae
Gene: kst
Product: spectrin beta chain
Exons: 69
Coding region: 3560-16009 (4149 amino acids)
Biological process (GO): actin cytoskeleton organization
Cellular component (GO): cell junction; plasma membrane; cell projection
Molecular function (GO): phospholipid binding; actin filament binding
Source: RefSeq, a predicted model, not a curated record
GUCCACAAUCUUUUAAAGUAUUUAUAAUGUAGCUAACGUAACCUAAUUGACCAUUAGUAUCCUUUUAUCAACACCGCCAUAUUUAUUUACAAUAAACAAAAAAAAAAAGCGAAGAUCGGGCGUUUGGCUCUCUCGUCUGUGAAAAGAAAGAUUCCCCAAAUAAAAGGGGCCCGCCUCGUCAGGGGUGUAUGUGUGUCAGUGAGGCGAGGUGAUAAGCGCGAAGCUCGCUGUUGCUUCUAGCGCGGUGUCGCCUCUGGACUGGUGCGCAGUCUUCUCGUCGUGCAUAGGGCAAGUGGUAAGCAUAACAUUAUAUGACGUUUAAAUUAAGAUAAAGAUGUAAAGCAAGUCCCAUGAGAACUUUCCAAGAAUCUGUGCCGGUGGCUUCAUGCCUAAUUUAUUUACUGAAGGAAUAAAAAAAAGUGUUUUCAGCCAUUUUCACUCUUCUAAAAAUACUGUUUAAAAACUACUUAUACUAUUGGUUAUCCUUAAAUGUUUAUUUAAACAGACGCCACUCUGAUAUAUUUAGCAGUUUUCAAAUAGCUAGGUUUCUAUCUGAUGUAGGGCUCUUCUGGGCCUUAUCGACUUUGACCUACCUCAAUAAAAAAAAAUCACUAUAAACUUAAGUGCAUGAAUAAAACCAAUGCAACGAAUUAUCAUUUACAAAUGUUUAUUUAACGGUAGUGUUUUACUAUUCGUGUUUAAAUAUUAAGUUUUUUUUUUUUUAAUUUAUUUACACAUAUCGCUUGACCCGCUGUAAAUAAUUGAGGAAAGAUAGGAACAUAAAUCUGUCAUAUUAGUUUCAACAGAUUUCAGGCGUUAACAAUUUUAUAUUUCUGGAUUUUAAAAUUCUGGCUUCGUAAAAGCAGUGCCUGAAGAUAACAGUGACUGACUGGCUGCUGUAAAUAGUUUCCCCCAUGAAUUUGUGGGUGUUUAGUAUUGAAUACAUAUUUGGGAAUGACUGUAGCUGCAAUAACGUUGUCAGUAGACACUUUGCUGUGGUAUUUGUAAAUAUUUUAAUGUUUGACCUCUGCCAUAACAUUGGCAUAUUUUUCAAUAUUAAAUGAUGAAAAAAAAAAAAAAAAAAAACAACUGUUGGAACCAAUAUGGCGCAGUGGCGGUCGCAUGGGAGGGGCUAUGGAAGCUAACCCCUCCCCCUUUCACCCGUUAAUCUCCCAUAACUAAACAUAACUGGCGUUAUAUAAAAAACAAUUUGAAGAUGUCAGAAGUUCGUUAAACCUUUAGGGCAAUAUUAAUUUUCAAAUUUUCUGAAAUUCCAUUUAUCUGGAAGGUACGAGUAUUUCAAUACCUGCCACCCAAAAUCUUUCAGUCAGCCACUUCCUUCAUACCCAAAUCGCCCUUCCCAAAAUCCCAGGCUGGAAUCGCCCUUGUUAUGGCAUCCAGGUAAUCAGGAAAAUUUACAAAUUACAUUUUUAUUCUACAAGCAUACUGUUCCAACAAAAAUGGUUGUUGUGUAAACAUAUACACAUAAAAUGUACUUGAACAUCCUAUUGUAAUGUACAUCUAAGAUAUGAUAAGUUCGCAUUAUGCAUGUGAAUAACAUUUCCCUUUAGGUGAGGUUUUGUGUAAAUAGACCAUGCGUAUUAUUUUGAUAUAUUAUUUUCUUAUUUUGACCGGAUUGAAACCGCAAAAUAUUAAUUUUAAUAGACUAUUUUAAAGGAUAAUUAUAUCACAUACCUUAUAUUCACUUCGUGCCACCGACUGAUAUUUUCGUGGAAUAUAACGUAUUUCCGGUACGAUAAAUAUUCGCCUGAAAUGUGUGCUAAUACUAGAAAGGUUACGGUAUAUAACGUCACAAAGGCGUACGAAAAAUGACGUGUUCAGGCGCGCGUGCACACAUGCGCGCCGCAGCUGCAGUGCAGCGCGCCGCGAACAGGACUCGCGCCGUGUGGACGGAGCCUCGAACACGUGCAGAGCCGCCAGCCGCGCGCCGCGAACAGCCAGCCAGCUGUCGGUCUUCAAUAGUGGACGUGUUCGGGGCUCGCUCGUCCGGCAGCGCGCAGGCAGCGAACACGGGGUGACGCGAAGAUAGAAGUUUAUAAAACAUAUCAUUUGCUUUGGAAUCCAAGUAAUAAAGACUUACUACCAAACCCCCUCCCUCCAAAAAAAAAAAAAAAAUGGUUGUCUGUAAAGUCGGUUUACGGACGAUUGUUUAACGUGACGUCAUAACAAAACAUUGAUGAAAUGAUUGCAUACUUUUAUGAAUAAAAUUGAAUCAUUUGUAUUGAAUUAUCACUAUUUUGUAUGGAUACAAAGAAGGAGUGAAAUGAAAUCUACAAUUUAAUUGAUAAAUUUACUUUUAUUUGCACUCAUUAAUUCAAAUAUGUUUAUUACUUUAACGAAGAGAUUAUUUUAACUAUAACGUUUAUACAUAUUUGCUAUUUAACUUCUUCCAAUCUGUGUUAUUCUGUUAAGGAUAGGACGAUGAUAGGAAAAGUAGGAAACGAAUGGGAGAAUUUCAAGUAUAAUGUGCGUCGAAAAAGUCAAAUCGAUGGUUGUUCCAAUCGAGUGGAAGAGAGAGAUAGAUGCGGCGCAAGCGUACAAUGAGCGUAACGGGACAAUGUGCGUUACGGGACAUUUUUUCGCGCGUGCAGCCGGCGUUCAUCGAUUUAUUAGAUGUUGUCACGUCAAAAAUGGAUUUGUGGAGGAACAUUGAGUCGGGCAGUCAGAAGAUGAAAGUAAGAAGAAAAAAAGAUUACUUUACUGUCUCCUACGGAAGGGAGAAAUCAAAAAGAAUAAUAAAACCUAACAGGGACGUGUGAAGAUAAGAUUUUAUUAUACCUAUCAUUGCUUGUAAAAUAAUGUUAAUUUUAGGUAACAUAAUAUUGUUGUACUGUCAUUGAAAACUAUAUUUAGUUGUAAAUAUUUACCUUUAAUUCUAAUAAAUAUAUGGAGAAAAAAAACAUUGUUGUAUCAAUAAAUUUAUUUUACUGCACGUUGUAAUAACAUGUAGUACCAUAUUUCAUUGUAAAUUUUAAGCGUGAUAAAACAGCACUGAUGUUGGUCAGUUUCUUUAUCUUAUAGCACAGUUAUCAUGAAGAGAAAAUGCGAAGAAUCAGUUGUCCACUACGUACUAGUACUUUAUUUACUUUGUGAUGGCACGCACUGUGUGGUUGGACUCGGGAACCUCUACUACAGCUGCACCUGCGUGAGAGACGUUUCUGUUUCUGGCGAGGGAAGUGGCAGUUUGACGGUUGGCCGCCGAGGCGGGAGAGGGGAAGUUGUGCGUCUUGAGGAGGGGAGGGGCGACAACCAGUCCGACCAGACUCCAGCACUGUGAGGUCUCCCCCCUCCCCUGUACACUUUCCAGCUUCGCCUCAGUCGCGAGCUGGCGUUCGGCGCGGGGAUACCGAGUGCGAAGGCGCGUAUGGCGUGUGUUUUCUGCGCGUGCUAGAAAUAAAAAAAAAUUUAAAAAAAGUUGUGUUUUUUCGGUGCCGGUCGGAAGAGAAGUGAUCACAGUGCCCGCGUGUUGUUUCGUUCGCCGGCUGUGAUUGGUCAUCUCGACGUCAGGAGCACCGCGGCCUCGCCGAGGUAGCGCGCCAUGGCGGCGGCGCCCCCCGUGGGCAGCGCCAUGUGGUCGUCGUGGCAGACGCGGGAGGUGAGCCGCUACACCCGCCAGCUCAGCACCGUCGACUUCACCCAGCAUGAGCGCGCGGCGACGGCGGACCAGGCCAAGAUGACGCAGCGCGAGGACGUGCUCAAGUUCGAGCAGGGCCGCAUCCGCGCCCUGCAGGAGGAGCGCCUCGCCAUCCAGAAGAAGACCUUCACCAAGUGGAUGAACUCCUUCCUGCUCAAGGCGAGGAUGGAGGUGGAGGACCUGUUCACGGACCUGGCGGACGGCCGCAAGCUGCUCAAGCUGCUGGAGAUCAUCUCGGGCGAGAAGCUGGGCAAGCCGAACAACGGAAAGAUGCGCGUGCACCGCGUCGAGAACGUCAACAAGUCGCUGGCCUUCCUGCACACCAAGGUUCGAUUGGAGAGCAUAGGUGCAGAAGACAUAGUGGACGGGAAUCCGAGACUGAUCUUGGGACUCAUCUGGACCAUCAUCUUGCGGUUCCAGAUACAGGAGAUAGAGAUAGACGUGGACGAAGAGAACGAAAGCAGCGAGAAGAAGUCAGCUAAAGAUGCAUUGCUGCUAUGGUGUCAGCGCAAGACGAAUGGCUACCCAGGAGUUAAUAUACAGGACUUCACAGGUUCGUGGCGGAGUGGGCUGGGAUUCAACGCCCUCAUCCACGCCCACAGGCCGGACCUCAUCAACUUCUCUGCUCUCCACCCCAACCGCCACAUCGACAACCUGAACAAUGCGUUCGACAUAGCCAACAACGAGCUGGGGAUUCCGAGGCUGCUCGACGCGGAAGAUGUCGACCAGGCUCGGCCGGACGAGAAGUCUGUGAUAACGUACGUCGCCUCGUACUACCACACAUUCGCACGCAUGAAGAACGAAAUGAAGAGCGGCCGGCGAAUUGCAAACAUCGUGGGGCAGAUGAUGGACGCGGACCGGAUGAAGGUGGUGUACGAGCGCCUCACCAGCAACCUGCUCGAGUGGAUCCGGCUCAAGAUCGUGGAGCUGGAGGACCGCAACUUCCCCAACGCCCUCGAGGGCAUCCAGAAGGAGCUCACGCGCUUCAAGGACUACCGCACCGUGGAGAAGCCUCCCAAGUACAAGGAGCGCAGCGAGAUCGAGGCGCUGUACUUCCACAUCAACACGCUGCUCAAGUCGCUGAACCAGCCGGCGUUCACGCCGCAGGACGGCCAGCUGGUGCACGACCUGGAGCGCUGCUGGGAGGCGCUGGAGCGCGCCGAGCACGCCCGCGAGGUGGCCCUGCGGCAGGAGCUGCUGAGGCAGCAGCGCCUCGAGCAGCUCAACUACAAGUUCGAGAAGAAGAGUGUCCUGAGGGAAGGCUACUUGAAGGAGAUGAUCCAGGUGCUGUCGGACCCGCGCUACGGCAGCAACUUGACCCAGGUUGAUGCGACCGUCAAGAAGCACGAAGCCAUCGGCGCUGACAUCAUGGCCCGGGAGGAGCGCUUCCACGACCUGACUGACAUGUGCGAGGAGCUGGCGCGGGAGAACUACCACGGCAAGGAGCGCGUGACGCGGCGCGAGCGCGAGGUGCUGCAGCGCUGGAGCAGCCUGCUGGAGCUGCUGGACCGCCACAAGACCAGCCUGACCACGCUGUGCGCGCUCAUGGCCAUGCUGCGCGAGAUAGACACCGUCAUGGCCUCCAUCGACGAGCUGCAGGCGAGCUUCCAGUCGGAGGACGUGGGGCCGCACCUGAUGGCCGUCGAGGACCUGCUGCAGAAGCACAGCCUGGCGGAGCUGCAGGCAACGUCUCUGGGCGAGGCCCAGCGCCGGCUGGGGCGCCAGGCGCAGCAGUACGUCGCCGGAGACAACCGCGAGGCCCCGCUGCUCGCCGCCCGCCUCGACCAGCUCAACGGGGCCUACCAGAGCCUGAUGGAGAGCGGGAAGGAGCGUCGCGCGCGGCUCGAGGACGCCCGCAACUUCUUCCAGUUCCUGCAGGACCACGAGGAGGAGGAGGCCUGGCUGGUGGAGAAGCAGCGCAUCUGCAAGGCCGGCGUCACGGCCAAGGACCUCCGCGCCGUCCUCAGCCUGCAGCAGAAGCACAAGGCCCUGCAGGACGAGAUGAAGGUGCGGCGGCCCAAGUCUGACCAGCUGUGCGACGCCGGCCGGGCCCUCAUCCGGGACAAGCACCCGAGGCUGGGCGAGAUGCAGGCCCGCAUCGACGGCCUGCUCGAGCACUGGCGCACCCUGGAGCAGUUGGCGGCCCUGCGCAAGAAGCAGCUGGAGGACGCUGCCGAGGCCUACCAGUUCUACACGGACGCCAACGAGGCGGAGUCGUGGCUGAACGAGAAGAUGGCGCUGGUGGCGUCGGCGGACUACGGGGAGGACGAGCCGAGCGCCCAGGCCCUGCUGCAGCGGCACCGCGACCUGCAGGGGGAGGUGCACGCCUACCAGGGCGACAUCCAGGGCCUCAACAGCCAGGCCGAGAAGCUCAUCAAGGCCGGCAUAUCCACUCUGGAGCUGACGGCGGAACCCGAGGCCCCCGCGGAGGCGGACCAGGACGAGUGGGUGAACGAGGUGCGGAUGGUGCCCCAGGAGGUGUGGGAGGAGGAGCCCGUGGAGCGCGUGGAGCACCGAACCGCCCUCGAGGAGCGCCGGGUCCUGCAAGUGAAGAGCCUGUACCCCUUCCAGGGCCAGGGCAUGUCCAUGGCCAAGGGCGAGGUGAUGCUGCUGCUGAACAAGACGAACCCCGACUGGUGGAACGUGCGCAAGGCAGACGGCGCGGACGGCUUCGUGCCGGCCAACUACGUGCGCGAGGUGGAGCCCAAGGUGGUGCACGUGCAGGUGCGCCGGCCGGAGAAGGUGCGCGAGCUCCGCCGGGUGAAGAAGACCAAGCUGGUGCGCCAGGUGGUGCCCGUGAGGCGGGCGCGCUCCUUCAAGGCCCCCGCUAAGCCACAGAAGAGGAAGCUAGAUAAUGAUGAUGACGUAGAGAAAAGACAGAAGAAGAUUAAUGACACAUACAAGCAGCUUUUAGACUUGGCUCAGAAAAGACAUGCCUUCCUGGAAGAUGCCAUCCACCUGUACGGUUUUUAUCGAGAGUGUGAUGAUUUUGAGAAGUGGAUCAAGGACAAGGAACGGAUGCUGCGUGCAGAUGACUCAUCGGACAGCGUGGAGACCGCCAAGAGGAAAUAUGAGAAGUUCCUGACGGACCUGUCGGCAAGCGGCAAGCGCGUCGAGGCGCUGGACGGCGCGGUGGAGGAGUUCGCGCGCCAGGGCCACAGCCAGCUGGACAAGGUCCGGGCCCGCCAGCGGCACAUCCACCAGCUCUGGGACCACCUCAACUGGCUCAAGGGCCAGAAGGAGCGCAGCCUCGAGGGCGCGUCCAGCGUGGAGCUGUUCAACCGCACGUGCGACGAGGCGCGGGACUGGAUGCUGGAGAAGAUGACCCAGCUGGACACGGCGGAGCUCGGGCCCGACCUGAAGACAGUGCAGGCGCUGCAACGCCGCCACCAGCACCUGGAGCGCGAGCUGGCGCCCGUCGAGGAGAAGGUCAACCGCGUCAACCUGCUGGCCAACUCGGUGAAGUCUUCAUAUCCUAAUGAACGCGGCAAUGUCAACACAAGACAGAAGGAAGUUCAAGAUUUAUGGGGAAAAGUCAAGGCAAAAGCAAUUGAAAGGCGAUCCAGGUUGGAAGAUGCUGUGGGUCAGCAAAUUUUCAUGAACAGUUCUAAGAAUCUGCUUGGUUGGUUAGCGUCGGUAAAGGAAGCCCUGAACGCAGACGAGUCCGCCCGGGACGUUGCGACAGCAGAGAACUUGCUAAAGAAACACCAGGAGCUGGGAGACGAUAUCAAAGCUCACCAGGACGAGUUCGGCGAGCUGCUGGACCUGGGCGGCAAGCUGCUUCGCCGCGACCCGGGGCUGGCGGGCGUGCGCGAGCGCCUGGAGCGGCUGGGCGCGGAGCAGCAGGCCGUGGCGCGCGGCUGGGGCGAGAAGGGCGCCUGGCUGCAGCAGUGCCUCGACCUGCAGCUGCUGAACCGCGAGGCCGACCAGAUCGACACCUCCACCUCCAGCCAGGAGGUCUUCCUGGCCGGCACCGACCUGGGGGGAUCUCUCGAUGAUGUGGAAGCUCUUCUCAAACGGCACGAAGACUUCGAGAACACUCUGAGCGUGCAGGAUGAGAGGCUGAAAGCGUUCAGCGAAAUGGCUGACAAGCUUAUCGCAGCAGGCCAUUAUGACAGCAAGUACGUCAGCGACCGGCGCGACCAGGUGCUGGCGAGGCGGCAGGCGGUGAAGGACGCCGCGCUCAGGCGGAAGGCGGCGCUCGAGGCGGCGCGCGACUUCCAGGACUUCUCGGCCGACGUGGACGACCUGCGCGGCUGGCUGGACGACAAGCUGAAGAUGGCCGCCGACGAGUCGUACCGCGACCUGUCCAACCUGGAGCGCAAGCUGCAGAAACACGAGGCGUUCGAGCGCGAGCUGCGUGCCAACGAGGGGCAGCUCCGCCUAGUCAACAGGACGGGACAGGGCCUGCUGUCGGAGAACAACUACCGGCGGGCGGACGUGUCCCGCGCGCUGCAAGAGCUGAACGGCACCUGGGAGGAGCUGGUGGCGCGGUCCCAGGACAAGGGCCGCCGGCUGCGCCAGGCGGCCGCGCAGCACGCCUUCAACCGCACCGUGGAGGACACCCGCUUCAAGCUGGAGGAGAUCCAGGCCAGCCUGCGGUCCCGGGAGGUGGGCUCCGACCUGCGGCACUGCAAGGACCUGCUCAACAAGCACCAGGCUCUGGAAAACGAAAUGGCUCAGUUGGAGAACCGUAUCGGGGAUGUGGUGAAUCUUGGAGAGGAGAUGGCACAUGAAGGCCAUUUCGACGCUGACAACAUUCUGAAGGCUAACACCAGCACCAAAGAGAAGUUCCUGGCCCUCCGGGAGCCGGCCCGUAGCCGCCGGGACGCCCUGGAGGAGUCCCUGCGCUUCCACAAGUUCCGGUUCGAGCUGGACGCGGAGCUGCAGUGGAUCCAGGAGCACGCCCCGCUGGCCGCCUCCGACAAGCUGGGGCAGAACCUGCACCAGGCGCAGUCCCUCUACAAGAAGCACCGCAAGCUGCAGGAGGAGCUGGCCGGCCACCAGCCCAUGAUCGACCGCACGCUGGCGUCGGGCGCCGCGCUCACGCAGCAAGCCCACCCCGAGGCCCAGCAGAUCGAGUCGCUGUGCGAGGCGCUGCAGGAGGCCUGGCGCGACCUGCACGGCAAGGCGGCGGAGCGCCACCGCAAGCUGGAGCUGUCCUUGAAGGCGCAGCAGUUCUUCUUCGAGGCGGGCGAGGUGGAGGGCUGGCUCAACGAGAAGAACGACGUGCUGAGCUCCAGCGACUACGGCCGGGACCGCGACGCCGCCACCAAGCUGCUCACCAAGCACAAGGCCCUGGAGCUGGAGCUGGACACGUACAGCGGCAUCGUGAGCGAGAUGGGGCGCGCGGCCGCCGCGAUGGUGAGCGCGCGCCACCCCGACGCCAAGGUCAUCUCCGCCCGCCAGCAGCUGAUCUCCCAGCAGAUGCGCACGCUCCAGCGGCUGGCCGCUUCCCGCCAGCAGCGCCUCGUGGAGUCCAUGUACCGGCACGAGUACUUCCUGGAGAGCGCGGAGCUGGAGCAGUGGAUCCGCGAGCAGGUGCAGGCCGCCGCCUCUGAGGACUACGGCCAGGACUACGAGCACCUGCUGAUCUUGCAGAAUAAGUUUGACGAUUUCAAGCAUCGCAUCGAGGCAGGAGCUGAGCGGUUCAACCAAUGUGAGGAGUUGGCUAAGAAGUUGAUAGCCAAUGAGAGUCCUUACACUUCGGAGAUUGAAAAAAGACAGGAACAACUUAGUCGUGCGGAGGACGACCCGGUGAAGGAGGUCGCCGCUCGGCACCAGCACAUACGGGACUGCUGGCGGCAGCUGCUCGAGCUGAUGGAGAACCGGGAGAAGCGCCUGCAGGCGGCGGGCGAGAUCCACCGCUUCCACCGCGACGUGGCGGAGGCGCUCUCGCGCAUCCAGGAGAAGAACGCGGCGCUGCCGGACGACCUGGGCCGCGACCUCAACUCCGUGCUGGCGCUCAUCCGCAAGCACGAGGGCUUCGAGAACGACCUGGUGGCCCUCGAGGCCCAGCUGCAGGUGCUGGUGGAGGACUCGGCGCGGCUGCAGGCGGCGUACCCGGGCCAGAACGCCAGCCAGCUGGCCCAGCAGCAGGCCAUCGUGGUGAAGAGCUGGACGGACCUGCAGGAGCGGGCGGCCAACCGGCGAGAGGAGCUGCAGGCCAGCUGCGACCUCCAGCGGUUCCUCACCCAGGUUCGCGACCUGACGAACUGGGCGGCCGGGCUGCAGGCCGCCAUGAUGACGGAGGAGAAGGUGCGGGACGCGGCGGGAGCCCAGACCCUCAAGGCCGAGCACGAGGCCGUCAAGGCGGAGAUCGAGGCGCGGGAGGAGAGCUUCCAGGCGGUGGUCGAGAUGGGGCAGGACAUGAUCCGCGACGACCACUACGCGGCUCAGGAGAUAGAGGAGAAGUCCGCCCAGCUGCUGGAGGAGCGGCAGAAGCUCCACGUGGCCUGGCAGCGCAAGAAGGUGCACCUGGACCAGCUGAUAGACCUGCACUUCUUCCUGCGGGACGCCAAGCAGAUCGACACCAUCAGCAGCUCCCAGGAGGCGGCGCUGGCGAGCCAGGACUUCGGCACGACGGUGGAGGAGGUGGACGCCCAGGUGAAGAGGCACGACGCCUUCGAGAAGCUGCUGGCCGCGCAGGAGGAGAAGACCGCGGCGCUGCAGGAGCACGGGGACAAGCUUCUGGCGCAGAGCCACUUCGAGGGCGCCACCAUCGCCCGGCGCCUGGCCGAGGUCGUGCAGCGGCGCGGCAAGGUUCGCGACCUGUGCGCGGCGCGCCGGCAGAGGCUGGACGACGCCCUACUGCACGCGCAGUUCGUCAGGGACGUGGCGGAGGCGGAGUCCUGGAUCGGAGAGAAGCAGAAGAAGCUGGAGGCAGAAGCGAGCAAGGGCGAGGUCAGCUCCAUGGAGGACAAGAUCAAGAAGCUUCAGAAGCACCAGGCCUUCCAGGCGGAGCUGGCUGCUCACAAGGGCCGCAUCGACCACAUCAAGGACAAAGGAGAGAAGCUGGUCGCCAAGCGCCACAAGGCGUCCCGGGAGAUAAAGCUCCAGCUGGACCAGCUCCUGAACGCGUGGCGCCGCCUGCUGCAGGAGUCCAGCAACCACGGCCGCGGCCUGGAGGAGGCCCAGGACAUCCUGGAGUUCAACAACCAGGUCGAGAAGAUCGAAGCCUGGAUCAGGGACAAGGAGAUGAUGGUCCAGGCGGGAGACACCGGGAAGGACUACGAGCACUGCCUCGCUCUGCAGCGCAAGCUCGACGACUUCGACUCGGACAUGCGGGUGGACGACUCCCGCAUCAAGUCCAUCAACCAGCUGGCCGACAAGCUGAUCCGCCAGGGACGCAGCGACACCCGCUCCGUGCAGCAGCGCCGGGACGAGCUCAACAACAAGUGGCGGGCGCUCCAGGGGGCGCUGGAGGCGUACCGGGGGCUGCUGGCGGGCUCCCUGGAGGUGCACGCCUUCGACCGGGACGCGGACGACACGGCCCAGCGCGUCGCGGAGAAGGAGCUGGCGAUGCGCACGGACGACGUGGGCAAGGACCUGGCGGCCGUCGAGCAGCUUCAGCGCAAGCAGGACGUGCUGGAGCGCGACAUGACGGCCAUCGAGGGCAAGCUGAAGGAGCACGACCAGGAGGCGCGGCGGCUGGUGCACAAGUACCCCGACAUGGCGGCGCCCAUCCGCGCCAAGCUGUCGGAGCUGCAGGAGAGCUGGCGCGGACUGCAGCAGCUGGCGCGGCAGCGGCGCGACGCCCUCACGGCCGCCCACGCCCUGCACCGCUUCCACGCGGACCUGCGCGAGAUCGAGGCGUGGGUCGCCGACACCGUCAAGCGCAUGGACUCCUCCGACCUGCCGGCCACCGUGGCCGAGGCGGAGGCCAUGCUGCAGCUGCACCAGGAGAGGAAGGCGGAGAUCGACGGGCGCCUGGAGGCGUUCAAGGCCCUGAAGCAGUGCGGCACGAAGCUGUGCGGGGGCGGGGGCGGGGCCCAGCAGGAGGAGACGGCGGGCAGCCUGGCGCGGCUCGAGGAGCUGAGACGCACGCUGCUGGCCGCGUGGGAGGAGCGACGGCACCGCCUCGACCAGGCCCGCCAACUGCAGCUGUUCCGCGAGCAGGCGGAGCAGGCCGACGCCUGGCUGGCCACCAAGGAGGCCUUCCUCAACAACGACGACCUCGGGGACUCGCUGUCGACGGUGGAGGUACUGCUCCGCAAGCACGAGGCGUUCGAGAAGACGGUGGUGGCGCAGUCGGGACGCGUGGAGGAGCUGGAGCGGCUGGCCACGGAGCUGGCGGCCGACCGCCACUACGACAGCGCGGGCAUCGCGCAGCGCCUCCGGGCCGUGUGCGCGCGGCGCGACCGCCUCAAGGAGAGCGUGGUGCUGCGCCGCCGCCGCCUGCACGAGUCCCGCCAGCUGCAGCAGUUCCUGCGCAACAUGUACGAGGUGGAGGGCUGGAUCCACCAGAAGCACCAGGUGGCGGUGGACGAGAGCUACCGCGACCCCUCGAACCUGCAGAGCAAGAUCCAGAAGCACGUGGCCUUCGAGUCGGAGCUGGCCGCGAACCGGGGCCGCGUGGCCGCUGUCACCGCCGAGGGGGAGAAGCUGAUCGGCGCGGGCCACUUCGCCGGCAUGGAGAUCCAGGCGCGGCUGGACGAGCUGGAGGCCGCCUGGAGGCAGCUGCAGGAUGCCAGCCAGCUGAAGAAGGAGCGGCUCAACGACGCCUACCAGGCCCUCAUGUUCUGCCACACGCUGGAGGAGCAGGAGGCGUGGAUCGACGACGUGGAGGCCCAGCUCCAGUCGGAGGACUGCGGCCGCGACCUGGCCAGCGUGGGCCACCUGCUCAAGAAGCACGCCCUGCUGGAGGACGACGUGCACGGCCGAGGGGAGGCCAUGGACCAGGUGCGCGCCACGGCCAACACCUUCCUCGAGUCCAGCCACUUCAUGAAGGGGGAGCUGCACGCGCGGGCCGUCGAGGUCAUCAACAGGUACCACUCGCUGCAGCAGCCGAUGCAGAUCCGGCGGGAGAACCUGGAGGAUGCCCUGCUGCUGCAGCAGUUCCUGCGCGACGCCGAGGACGAGCUGCAGUGGGCGGCGGAGAAGGAGCCCCUGGCGGCCUCCGCCGACCUGGGCGGCAGCCUCACCGCCGUCCAGAACCUGCAGAAGAAGCACCAGGCCUUGGAGGCGGAGAUAGUGUCCCACGAGCCGGUCGUGGCGGGCCUGAUGAAGCGGGCGCAGCAGAUGGUACGCAGCAACCACUUCGCGUCGCAGCGGAUCGAGGCGUGCGUCUCGGAGCUCACGGAGAAGCUGAGCCAGCUCAAGGACCUGGUCACCAUCCGGCGCCUCCGGCUUCUCGACGCCGUGGAGUCGCAGAUGUUCUACGCGGAGGCCAACGAGGCGGAGGCCUGGAUCCGGGAGAAGAGGCCGCUGCUGACCUCGGCGGACUACGGCAAGGACGAGGACUCGGUGCAGUCGCUGGUGAAGAAGCUGGAGGGCGUGGAGCGGGACCUCAGCAACUUCGAGCACACCGUGGGCAAGCUGGCGAAACUGGCGCAAGGGCUGGUGGACCGCGGCCACUUCGACAGCCUCAACAUCCAGACCAAGCAGUCGCAAAUCGAGGCGCACUUCUCGGAGCUGAAGUCGCUGGCGGCGGCCCGCGGCCGGCGCCUGGCGGAGUCGUGCAGGCUGUUCCGCUUCCUGCGCGAGUCGGACGAGGCGCUGGAGUGGAUGAACGACCAGGCGGCGGUGGCCGCCUCGGAGGACUACGGCCGCGACGUGCAGCACGUGGAGCUGCUGAUCCAGCGCUUCGACUCGUUCCUGGGCACGCUGGCGGCGAGCGAGGGCCGUGUGGGCGGCUGCCUGGCGGCCGGGCGCGCCCUGGCGUCGGAGGGCGGCCCCGAGGCGGGGCGCGUCCGGGCCCGCCUCGACGACGCGCAGCAGCUGUGGGACGACCUGCGGGAGCUGGCCCACGCCCGCCAGGAGGCACUGGCGGGAGCGAAGCAAGUGCACGUCUUUGAUCGCACGGCAGACGAGACCAUGUCCUGGAUCCAGGAGAAAGAAGCCGUGCUGUCGUCUGAGGGCUACGGGCAGGACCUGGAGACCAUUCAGGCCCUCGUGCGGAAGCACCAGGGCUUCGAGACGGAUCUGGCUGCUGUUAAAGAGCAGGUGGAGUCGGUGACGGAGGAGGCGACGCGGCUCGCCGAGCUGUUCCCGGACGCGCGGGACCACAUCGAGGCGAAGCACGAGGACACGCUCGAGGCGUGGAGCGACCUGCUGGACAAGUCGGCGCAGCGCCGGGACAACCUGCAGCAGGCCGAGAAGCUGCAGGCCUACUUCGACGAGUACCGGGACCUCAUGUCGUGGAUCAACGAGAUGAUCGCGAAGGUGACCGCCCCCGAGCUGGCGCAGGACGUGCCCGGCGCGGAGGUCCUUCUCGUGCGCCACGAGGAGUACCGCUCGGAGACCGACUCCCGCGGGGACGCCUUCGCCAAGUUCUACCAGACCGGCAGCGCCCUCAUAUCGCAGGGCCAUUUCCUUGCAAAUGACAUUCAGGAGAAAAUAGCCAUCCUCAAGCAGAGAAGACAGUUCCUGAACGACACGUGGGAGAAACGCAAGAACAUCUACGAGCAAAACUUGGAUACGCAGAUUUUCAAGCGAGAUGCAGACCUUCUGGAGAACUGGAUUGUGUCUCGAGAACCAAUUCUUCACGAUGAGAAACUGGGAGAGUCAAUAUCUCAAGUGGAGGAGCUGAUUCGCAAGCACGAAGACUUUGAAAAGACUGUCGAGGCGCAAGAGGAGAAGUUGAACUCGCUGAGGAGAAUCACGCUGCUGGAGGAGACGUUCCAGAGGCAGCAGCAGGAGGAGCAGGCGGCCCGGCAGGCCGAGAAGGAGCGGCUGGAGCGAGAGAGGCUGGAGGCCAGGAAGAGGCGGGAGGUGCAGCGCAUCACCGACGAACGAAGGAGGGAAGACGAGCGUCGCAGGCAACAGGAAGUGCGCAGCCCUCGGGACGAGAUCAAUGGAGCUGACAUUCCAGACUCCAGCACUGCCAGAGUCCCAGCACUGGAAACACCUGAACCAGGCCCACUGCAGAAGUCUGGCAGCAUUUCGCAGCUCUUUGGAGACCAGAUGAGGCGGGACAUAAAGCGCGCGGAGAGCAUGAAGGUGGAGAUGAAGAAGCCGAAGCGCACGCCGAGCUUCACGACGCGGCGGCGGACGCAGAGCUUCCGGAAGCUGCAGCGCAUGGACCAGCUGAACCAGCUGCCGCCGGUGGAGAUCGAGGGCAUGCUGGACCGCAAGCAUGAGCUGCAGAGCGGCGGGAAGAAGGCGCCCGUCCGCUCCUGGAAGACCUACUACACAGUGCUGUGCGGCCAGCUGCUGUGCUUCUUCAAGGACCACGAUGACUUCCUGGCCAGCAAGGCGGCCACUUCCCCGAUCAUCGUGUUCAAGGCACGCUGCGAGAAGGCAGAGGACUACACCAAGAGGAAGCAUGUUUUCAGGUUAUGCUGCACUGAUGGAUCCGAGUUUCUGUUCCUCGCGGAAACAGAGCGACAAAUGGAAGAUUGGGUCAACAAAAUCAUGUUCCAUGCGAAGUUGCCACCUAAUUUGCAACUCAUGAGCUACGAUGAUUCACAUAAGAGCCCGUCCAUGCAGGGCCGCCUGCCCACGCUCGGCAGCGAGGCCCACGACGGGGACGCCAGCUCCGCCUCCAGCCGCGGCUCCAGCCCCGAGGCGCGGCGGCCGGCCGACCUCACGCCGCAGACGCGCCUCCUGCAGCAGCUGGAGCGGUCGGGGGAGCGGCCGCCCGUCCCUCCCCGCGGGGCGCCGCCCCCCGUGCCCGCCCGCUCCCCCUCCACCGAGGUCGUCACGCUCCGCCCCAAGCCCGCAGAGAUGGAACACGUAAUAUCGUCUCGGCCGCAGUCCUACCAGCCUCCCAGGUCCGCGCAGAACGGUGGCCCGAUGCCUGACACCUGGCGGAGGAGUCACUUGGAGGGUGGCCCCGCACAAGAGCUGCCUCCCCCCUUGCCCUCCUCGGCGCCUCCCAGCCAGGCGUUCACGGACGCUCGGGCCGCCUGGACGCUGGACCAUCACCACCACCACCAGCCGCCCCAGGGUCAAGGCAACGCAGUUUAUGGGAACACAGUUUCAUUAGCUCGACAGAACUCCGACGCGGGCGGAUCGCGGCCGGCGUCCCUGCCCCCGUACGUCUCCCCGCCCCCCGCGUCCGCCGCGUACCAGGCGAGCGGCGACGCGCAGAGCUCCUCGGAGAGCGAGCACCAGGCCCCGGCGGCGCGCAAGGACAAGCGCUCGGGCGUGCUCAGCAGCCUGUUCCGCAAGAAGCGCGCCACGCACCUGUAGUCGUGCUUCCCGGCGCUCCUCGCGGAGCGCGCGCGACCGCUCGAGAUCGCCGUGCGGCAGUCCGGCGAUGUGUGCGCGUCAGGGGCAGAUCCGAGGGAGCGGGAACAAGGGGAAACACCUCAAAUCCUCCCCAUGCCGAAUCUAAGGCUUUUCUUCUGUUCAUAAAUUUUUUUUUUAGUAACCAUGAUAGCAUCCAGUCUUAUUCAAGAAAUCAUUUAAAAACACGUUAUUUUAUGUAACUGUAAGUGAAGAAUAUUGCCUCGCAGUGUUAAAUAAAGUGUACAAAGUAUUGAGUCACUUUGUAAGAUAAACUGUAUUUCCCCUCCCGCAAAGCUGCUGUCCGGGUUUGCCCUGACACUCGGGUUUCCCGUGAAUGUUGUUGCUGGAUGUCCAGACACGUUUCAGUUCAUUUUGUCAUCCUUUGUCAUCAGUAUUAUUUAUUUGUUUUGCGAAAGCAUUUGCACUGAAUAUUUAUCCACGUAUCAUUUUUUUUUUUCUGGGAAAUUUAUCUGUGGCAACUAAUCAAUGUGUUCACAAAAUUUUAUAUUUUUUUUUUUUUUUUCAAUCUUGCUGAAUACAGGCACUGGAUAUCCAGCAUUUUUGAUUUGUUCUCAACUCAUUUUUCAUUUAGUUGGUUGUUCAUUAAUUUCAAGUAAAAAAAAAAAGACAUUUAAAUAUCUUGUUCACCGAAUGAUAAAUUAACUGACUUUCAUCGAAAACUGGUCUUCGAACACCAAUCGUGACUCUUUGAUAUUUCAAUUUUGGCAUGACUUUACAAUAUAAAAAAAAAUUGUUAUUGACCUACAAUAUGUUUUUAACAAGUUUCAAAACCAUAACAUUAUGAAGGCAAAAUAAUAAAUACAUUUUGUACUUGAAACUUGUAUCGUGGAUAUAAUUUCAUUUUUUUUAAUUUUAUUAAACUUAACAUUACGUCAAUAUAUUUAAAUACUUUGGCAGCAAAAAAGUAGAUGUUUGUUUCAUUGAGGGAGUGAAAUGAUGACGGCGGUAACUGGCCGCGCUCGGCCAGGGAUAGCAACUUGAGUUGGUGGUAAAGUGCCAUCGGGACAUUUAAAUGGACUCUUCUCGCCUAUCAGUUACUUUUGUGUAUAGAUGCAAAAAAAAUGUUAUUACUGUAAUUUGUAAGUAAGCAUUUGUAUAAGAACAGUUAUAAGUGUAUUUAACAUAAAUUGUUGUAUAGACAACUAACUUCAGUUAUGGUACAAAUAAUGUAAAGCUUAUGAUACUGAAAAUAAAAUAUGUAGUAUGUG